GGUGGAUUGGCUGUAUCCUAUCACGUGACUCACGUACCACGUGACCCAUAAUAAAGAUCCAUGGCGGCGCACUGUUCUGCAGGACUGGCAACAAGAUCAGGAUUGGGUGCCUUACUACGGAGAAGAGUUUGUUGUGUAACAAACUGCGGUCCCCCCACAGCCCUACUGUGUCAGCAACAUCGCCACUUCUUCUGGAGGAAGUGGGAAAGCUCUCACAAUGUAGUUCGUCCUGCUACUGUUAGGCCUGCAUACGCCGUUCCCAAGCACAUUGUGCGGCCCAACUAUGUAGGCUCUGGUUUGGUCCCAGAAUGGCCAGACUACAUAGAAAUCAAGGGUCAAGAGGAGGUUGAAGGCCUCGCCAGAGCUUGUCAGUUAGCCAGACAUGUACUGCUGUUAGCUGGAAGCAGUCUGAAGGUUGGUAUGACGACCGAUGAAAUAGACUUCAUCGUGCACCAGGAGACAAUCAAGCACAAUGCAUACCCAUCCCCGCUCAGAUACGGAGGUUUCCCCAAAUCGGUCUGUACUUCUGUGAACAACGUGGUCUGUCAUGGCAUACCUGACUGUCGGCCACUUCAAGAUGGAGAUAUUAUCAACAUUGAUGUCACUGUGUACUUAGAUGGCUACCAUGGUGACACUUCAGAAACCUUCUUAGUUGGCCAGGUGGAUGAAGUCGGACAGCGACUGGUUGAAGCUGCCAGGCGUUGCAGAGAUGAGGCGAUCGCUGCUUGUAAGCCCGGUGCACAGCUCUGCGUUAUAGGAAACACUGUCAGUGAAAUAGCCAAAGCCAGCGGUUUCAAGGUGUGUCCUUAUUUUAUUGGACAUGGAAUUGGCUCCCACUUUCACUGCUAUCCAGAAAUCUGGCACCAUGCAAAUGAUAAUGACAUGACCAUGGAUGAAGGGAUGUCUUUCACAAUAGAGCCCAUACUGAUGGAGGGGUCUGCAGAGUUUAAAAUCCUGAAGGAUAAGUGGACAGCGGUGUCUGCAGAUGAUAAAAGGUCGGCUCAAUUUGAACACACGGUGGUCAUCACGUCUGACGGAGUGGAGAUUCUCACUAAACUGCCAGAGGAGAGCGAUGAUCUGUGACCUGAAGAAAUCUACCUGCUGACCUCUAAAUUAACUGAUAGAAAUCUGUUUACAAACCUCCUGUCCUUCUUGAUAAAAAAAAAAGGUCUGAAGGAACUUGAACAUUUUUUCAACAUGACACAAGUGUAUAUGUUUUUACCUUUACAGGUCAAACAUACCCUCUUUUGAUUUCUGUCUGUAAAGUAUUUGAAAACAUAAAAUCCAUAUUCUUAUUUUAUUUUUGAUAAAAAACAGAUUGCUGCCCAUACAGUAUCUGUAUAUUCUGUAAGACUGAGGUGUUAUUUUCACACUUGACGAGAGCACAUACAGGACAAAGUUGCUGCUGGUGCAUUUUAUCUGAAAUAUAUAUAUAUAUAAAUCAAAUGUCUGUAAUGGAUCACAAUGCUUCCCACAAUUCAGUCUCCAUUUGCAGCCUUGGCUGUUAUCUUUUUUUGUGUGUUUGACAAGUUAAAGAUUGUGCAGGUGUAUGUGUUGGCUGGAUAGUCUGAUGGGGCCCAUGACAGUAGCUGUAAAAUUGGAGCAACAUAAAAUGGGCUUUGGCAGGGUUUUCACCCACUGCCCACCAAACACUGUAAAAUGUUCUGGUAAUUUAAUAAAGUCACAAAACUUUGCAGUAGCCAGCUGUGUUAUCUGCACUUUUUUUUUUUAACCUUCUUCACCAUUGUUUACAUGUUUAUUUGAAUUUUCUCUCAGGGUAUGUAGAGUAUGUCUUUUUUUGUCUCAAACAAUCAGUUAACAUCACACAAAGAAUACCUCAGUAAUCCUUGAAAGAACCCAACACUCAACAUGUUUGUUGUAAUAAAAAGUAGUCAUCUAA
Molecule: messenger RNA, 1900 nt
Organism: Notolabrus celidotus (New Zealand spotty)
Lineage: Eukaryota; Metazoa; Chordata; Actinopteri; Labriformes; Labridae
Gene: metap1d
Product: methionyl aminopeptidase type 1D (mitochondrial)
Exons: 10
Coding region: 61-1083 (340 amino acids)
Biological process (GO): proteolysis
Molecular function (GO): metalloaminopeptidase activity
Source: RefSeq, a predicted model, not a curated record